Molecule: messenger RNA, 2494 nt
Organism: Oncorhynchus gorbuscha (pink salmon)
Lineage: Eukaryota; Metazoa; Chordata; Actinopteri; Salmoniformes; Salmonidae
Product: beta-1,3-galactosyl-O-glycosyl-glycoprotein beta-1,6-N-acetylglucosaminyltransferase 7-like
Exons: 4
Coding region: 495-1796 (433 amino acids)
Cellular component (GO): membrane
Molecular function (GO): acetylglucosaminyltransferase activity
Source: RefSeq, a predicted model, not a curated record
GUGUGUGUGUGUGUGUGUGUGUGUGUGUGUGUGUGUGUGUGUGUGUGUGUGUGUGUGUGUGUGUGUGUGUGUGUGUGUGUGCACCAAAUGAGAGAGAAGCCGCCUGUUACCAGGCAGGGCCAGCCAAUGUCUCAGGGGAAAUGCAGAGGGAGUGCCUCAAAAACAGACGCGAGGGCAAGAAAUGACAAGACGCAGACGCACACACAAAACAAAAAAACUGGGAAACACGCGGAGCACAGCGACCUUGCGAGCCACGUGCUGCCCAGAGACAACUACAACGAAAGCAGCGCGCAGCAACAGCUUCAGCUCCACCCGCCCAUCGCUUGCCGACCAAUGGUUCCAGCUCCCUGUGUGCACCUGGCAUGACUCCCUGCUGGUUCCGGCUCGCCAUGUUUUGGUCAGGGGUUUAAUGUUUAAGAUCUUCUUCAGCACAAGGACCCGGGCUCAACUGCAAUUAAGGUGGUUGCGUGGUGUCCGUCCGGUGCUGGACUAUUAUGCUCCAGCUGGAAGGCACCAAGUGCAGUUUCCUGUUCUGCCUGGGAAUCUGCAUGUUCAUCUGCUCUGUGAUCUACCUGAGUACCAAGGCCCCUACAGAUCCCCAGGCUCAGCACGGGCCCUUGGGCUGCAGGCCCUUCUCCCAGUACUGCCAAGCCUUCCUCCCCAGCACUGAUGGCUCUCCAGCAUGGCAACGCCACGACUGCCAGGUAGAGAGCUAUCUUCUGGCUAUGGGGGGUGUAGGUGGGGACCUGGACUGCUCCCGCCUGGUGAGGGAGCUCCACUUCAUCACCAGCCCGCUGAGUCGCGAGGAGGAAGACUACCCUAUAGCCUUCAUCCUCACCGUCCACAAGGAGCUGGAGCUGCUUGUGCGCCUGCUGAGGGCCAUCUACGCACCCCAGAAUGUCUACUGUAUCCAUGUGGACGUCAAGGCUCCGCAGGAGUACAGUGCAGCUGUGGAUAGCCUGGUGGGCUGCUUCCCCAACGUGUUCCUGGUCAGCCGCAGCGAGAUGGUGACCUACGCCGGCUACUCGCGGCUACAGGCUGACAUCAACUGUAUGAGGGACCUGGUGGCAUCUCCGGUGCCCUGGAGGAAGGUGGUCAACCUGUGCGGCCAGGACUUCCCCGUCAAAAGCAACCUGGAGCUGGUGCGCUACAUGCAGAGCAAGAAGUGGAGGGACAGGAACAUGACCCCGGGCAUCAAGCAGCCGGCAUCCAUGAGGCACCGGACUCAGCUGAGGUACAGGGAGAUCAGGGGCUUCCUUGUGGCCCCCAAGCGAGGAGCACCAAAGAAGGGUGCUCCACCCCAUGGGGUGCAGAUUUACUUUGGAACAGCCUACUACGCGCUAACGAGGACCUUUGUGGAGUUUGUACUGAGAAGUCAGGUGUCCAGGGACUUGCUGGAGUGGUCCAAAGACACAUUCAGCCCAGAUGAGCACUACUGGGUGACACUCAAUCACAUCAAAGAAGCGCCAGGAAGUCAUGUAGACGGAGGUUGGAGCGGCGAGAUCCGGGCAAUAAAAUGGAGGGACCAAGAGGGGAUGGAACACAAUGGAUGCAAAGGUCGUUAUGUCAGGGACAUCUGCAUCUACGGUCUGGAGGAUUUGCAGUGGAUCAUCAACAGAAACAGCAUGUUUGCCAACAAGUUUGAGAGCAAGACCUUCCCAGAUGCUUUGGACUGCCUGGAGCAGUGGCACAGGGAAAAGGUCCUGCAGCAAGCCACGGUUCCCAUUCAGUCAUGGUGGCAACUUGCCACGCAAGGCAACAAAACCGGUCUUUUCAACGCCACAGUGGGACUUUGACGAGUCCGUGGGGUUUCUCCUGACCGGAAUGUACAUCUCCAAUAGACUUGUUGGUUAAUGAAUCGCUUUAGAGGGCUGUACUAAAGUGUGCUGCUAGGGUGUGCUGCUUGCAAGCCCAAAUCUUGAAAAUGUCACUGCAUGGAUACGUAAUUAAAAGCUGAAUUCCUCUCCAAUCGUAGGAAACCGAAUGCGAGGUGACCAGACAAGACUUGUUAUUGACAUAUCUCGGUUGUCCUGAAAUGCUUUUUGAUUUAAAAAAAAUGUAAAACUUGGUGUAUCACUAAAGCCACAUGUCUGAAUAGUUUCUGCAUAUAUUAUGACAACAUUGUGAACAUUUUGUUAGUUUUUUCGGCUGUUUGAGCACACAACAUUUUUUAUUGAGUCAAAUCAAAGGACAGUAGCCGAAGUCUACGCCCAUUUGUCAGUGAUUGGUCUACAGUACUACUCCUACUAGGAGCGGGAAUAGGGCUGGGCGAUAUGGACAAAAUAUCAUAUUACAAUGUUUUUGACGGUAUUUUUUUCUAUAUAUGCUUUAUGAGUAGUUCUAGGAUGGCUUCAGUGGUGGUUCUCUCUAUUUUUUAUUAUUAUUAUUAUUUAAUUUUACCUUUAUUUAACCAGGCAAGUCAGUUAAGAACAUAUUCUUAUUUUCAAUGACGGCCUGGGAACAGUGGGUUAACUGCCUGUUCAGGGGCAGAACG